AUGGUACCGGUUCAAAGCAUUAUCUCAACGUCUGCACCAACUACCACAGAACAUGCUUCAACUGAACUGUUAACUACUGAAAAUCUAUCUACAGAAAGUGGAACUACGGUACCGGAUCAAAGCAUUAUCUCAACGUCUGCACCAACAACCACAGAACAUGCUUCAACUAAAAUGUUAACUACUGAAAACCUAACUACAGAACAAGUAAAUACUGUCCCUGUCCAAAACAUUCCCUCAAUGUCUGUACCAACUACAUUAAUUUCCACAGAACAUGCUUCGCCUGAACAGUUAACUACUGGACACCUAAACUCUGAUCAAGCAAUUACUGCACAGAUUCAAAACACUCCCUCAACACCAGUACCAACUACAUUCACUACCAGAGAACAAGUUUCAACUGAUGAGUUCUGCUAACUGUCUGACACAGGUAACUGUUCAAAACCAACUACAUUCAAUACCACAGUGCAUGUUUCUACUGGACAGCUGUCUACCAGACUCCUAACAUCUGACCCAAUGAUUACUGUACCUGUUCAAAACAGGACCUCAACGCCUAUACCACACUAAUUCAUUUCCACAGAACAUGCUUCAACUGAACAGUUAAUUUCUGAAAACCUAACUACAGAAAGUGGAACUACUGUACCUGUUCAAAGCAUUAUCUCAACAUCUGCCACCAACUACCACAGAACAUGCUUCAACUGAAAUGUUAACUACUGAAACACUCAACUACAGAGCAAGUGACUACUGAUUACUUAACUGCAAAGUGCUUCUACUCCACCUGUCCAAAACAUUCCUUCAUCGUCUGUACCAGCUACAUUCAAUACCACAGACCAAGUUACAACUGAGCAGUUAACUACUGAACACCUAAAGUCUGACCAAGCGAAUACUGUACCUGUUCAAAGCAAUAUCUCAAUGCCUGUACCAAAUACUACAGAGCAAGUUUCAACUGAACAAUUAACUACUGGACACCUAAACUCUGAUCAAGCAAUGCACAGGUUCAAAACACUCCCUCAACACCAGUACCAACUACAUUCAAUACCACAGAGCAAGUUUCAACUGAUGAGUUAA
Messenger RNA from Coregonus sp. 'balchen', 1062 nucleotides. The record is from the annotation of a GenBank genome assembly. NCBI's taxonomy places the organism in Eukaryota, Metazoa, Chordata, Actinopteri, Salmoniformes, Salmonidae.